UCGCGCCUGCAGGGCCGUCCUUGCGGCCGCCUUCGCAGAGCGCGCGGAGCGCAGCCUGCACGGAGCCAGGGAGCGCGGAGGCCCGCGACACCGAGGGAGCCCCUGGAGGGGCCGAAGGCGCCUGCCUGGCCGAUGGUUCUGUGAGGGGAAAGAGCUGUACAACACUCCCGACCUUCAGAUCCGCUGCGAGGGCGGAGACCUGCACACCCUGGUCAUCGCAGAGGCCUUCGAGGACGACACAGGCCGCUAUACCUGUCUGGCUACAAACCCCAGCGGCUCAGAAGCGACGUCUGCCGAGGUGUUCAUUGAAGGUGCCAGUUCAACAGACUCUGACGGUGAAAGUUUGACUUUCAAAUCAAAGCCUGGAGCCAUGCCUCAAGCUCAAAAGAAAACCACUUCCGUUUCCUUGACGAUAGGAUCAUCAUCUCCAAAGACAGGGGUGACCACAGCUGUGAUCCAACCAUUAUCUGUCCCUGUUCAGCAGGUUCACAGUCCAACCUCGCAUCUCUGCCGACCUGAUGGAACUACUUCUGCCUACUUUCCUCCUGUUUUUACAAAGGAGCUGCAGGACACAGCCACCUCAGAGGGGCAGGUGGUGGUUCUGGAGUGCCGGGUCCGAGGAGCUCCCCCUUUGCAGGUCAAGUGGUUCCGACAAGGGAGUGAAAUCCAAGACUCGCCUGAUUUCAGAAUUCUACAGAAAAAACCUAGAUCUACAGCUGAACCUGAGGAGAUCUGUACCCUCGUCAUCGCUGAGACCUUCCCAGAAGACGCAGGGGUCUUCACGUGCUCAGCAAGGAAUGACCACGGAUUGGUAACGAGCACGGCCCAGCUGGUGGUCACCGCAGCCAGCGCUGAAAACUGCAGCUCAGACUCCAUGGAAGAACCCCACAGCGGCCGCCUCCGGGAGUUCCCACCGCCCCCUCCGGCCUUGGAGACAAGUUCCUUUGAGUGGGCUUCGAAGAAACCAUCGGAGAUCCAGCAGGUGAACAGCCCGGAAAUCGGACUUAGCACAGCAGCUCUGCAGAGGCAUUUCGGUUCUGCUGAGAGGGAAGCGAAUGGUGUGCACCCCAGCCGUGGGGUGAAUGGACUGGGCAGCAGCAAGGCCAGCAGCACCAAGCCUCUCCCAGCGCCAGCUCUCCUGCCCUCACCCACCAAGGAGCCACCGCCGCUGCUUGCCAAGCCCAAACUGGACCCGCUGACGCUGCAGCUCCUGCAGGACCGCGCGCGCCGGGACCAGGAGGCGGGCGCCGCCGCCCCGCCGUCCGCCGCGCCCAUGAGCGCGCUCGCCCCCCGCGCCGCGGCCGCUCCGCAGCCGUCGGGCGCCUUCAAGUACGCGCGGCCCAAGCAGUUCAUCGCCGCGCAGAACCUGGGCCCCGCGACCCCCACGCCGCCCAUGACCCCGACGACCCCGACGUCGCCCACGACCCCCGCGCCCUGGCGCUGCGCCCGCGACUGCGGAGCCGACGCCGACGCCCCGUGGUGCCCGUCCUCGCCGUCGCCACCGCCGCCGCCGCCGCCGCUCAGCCCCACGGCUGCGUUCCAGGGGCCCGACGCGUUCCCGCCGCCGCCGCCGCCGCUCCCGAGCGCCAACGCCGCCCGCCCCGGCCAGACGCCCGCCGCCUUCCUCAGCGCCCUGCUGCCGUCGCCGCCGCCGCCGCCGCCGCCUCCCGUCAACGCCCUGGGCCUGCCCCGCAGCGUCACCCCCGCGCGGCUUCCCAGGAAGGCCGGCAGGGCCGCCAGGAUGGCCUCCGAGGAGGACAUCCAGGGCACCAAGGACGCCGUCAUCCAGGACCUGGAGCGGAAGCUGCGCUUCAAGGAGGACGUGCUCAACAACGGCCAGCCGAGAUUAACCUACGAAGAACGAAUGGCCCGUCGGUUACUAGGUGCUGACAGCGCGACCGUCUUUAACCUUCAGGAACCAGAAGAGGAGACGACCGGCCAGGAAGUCGGGGCUCCUCCUGCUUCUGUAGGCGGUCCUCUGGGCGCCCAAAAGGAGUACAAGGUCUCCAGCUGUGAACAGAGGCUCAUCAGUGAGAUCGAGUACCGGCUAGAAAGGUGCCCUGUGGACGGGACGGGCGACGAGGCGCAGUGUGGCGCCCUGCCCGUGGAGAACGGGGCGGCUCCAGGCUUCGAGGUGAAGCUGAGACACUACAAGGUCUUUGAAGGGAUGCCAGUGACUUUCACCUGCAGGGUGACCGGGAAUCCAGAGCCAAAGAUCUAUUGGUUCAAAGAUGGGAAGCAGAUCUCUCCUAAGAGUGAUCACUAUACCGUUCAGAGGGAUCCAGAUGGGACCUGUUCUCUGCGUACUGAGGCCUCCACCCUCGAUGAUGAUGGGAAUUACACGAUCAUGGCCGCAAACCCCCAGGGUCGCAUCAGCUGCACCGGGCGGCUGAUGGUCCAGGCCGUCCACCAGAGAGGCCGUAGUCCCCGCAGCCCCUCCGGCCAUCCCCAUGUCAGAAGGCCUCGUUCUCGAUCAAGGGACAGUGGAGAUGAAAGCGAGCCGGUUCAGGAGCGGUUCUUCAGGCCUCACUUCCUACAAGCGCCCGGAGACCUGACGGUUCAGGAAGGAAAGCUCUGCAGGAUGGACUGCAAAGUCAGUGGGUUACCAACCCCGGAGCUGAGCUGGCAGCUCGACGGGAAGCCCAUCUGCCCCGACAGCGCCCACAAGAUGCUCGUGCGUGAGAACGGGGUGCACUCGCUGAUCAUAGAGCCGGUCACAUCGCGCGACGCUGGCAUCUACACGUGCACCGCCACCAGCCGAGCGGGACAGAACUCAUUCAGCCUGGAGCUGGUAGUUGCCGCUAAAGAAGCGCACAAACCCCCUGUGUUCAUUGAGAAGCUGCAGAACACAGGCGUUGCUGACGGGUACCCAGUGCGACUGGAGUGCCGUGUGUUGGGAGUGCCUCCGCCGCAGAUAUUUUGGAAGAAAGAAAACGAGUCACUCACCCAGAGCACUGACCGCGUGAGCAUGCACCAGGACAGCCGCGGCUCCCUCUGCCUGCUCAUCCAGGGGGCCACGCGGGAGGAUGCCGGGUGGUACACGGUGUCGGCCAAGAACGAAGCAGGGAUCGCAUCCUGUACCGCCAGGCUGGAUGUUCACACCCAGUGGCAUCAGCAGCCGCAGAGCACCAGGCCAAAGAAAGUCCGGCCCUCAGCCAGUCGCUACGCGGCACUUUCGGACCAGGGGCUGGAUAUCAGGGCAGCGUUCCAGCCCGAAGCCAGCCCGUCCCACCUGGCGCUGAACGCCGGGCUGGUGGAGAGCGAGGACCUGUGACCCCGCCCCCCAGGGGGGCCUGGACCACGCAGCCGCCAUGGCCCCCACCACCGGCUCCUCUGCCGUGUCACGUAAAAGGCAAAGACGUGCCUUUGACUAUAAGAAAGAAAAAACACAAAAAUAUUUUUUUUUUAGAGUUUAAGUAGGCGAUCUAACAGAAAUGUACACAUUGCACAGAAGAUUCACAUUCAUCGUCCAAUUUACAACUUACGGAGUUGCUGUAAUUAAAGUGUCUGAAAUGCUAAAAUGCUGAAGAAAUCAGUUGAUCAAAGGCAACCAGGAUCCGUCUCACCUGACGUGCCUUUAGCCACUGGCUGUUGGUGUUCGUCGCGUGUUUCCGGGGAACGAUCCCGAGGCGGCAGCUGCGCCGGACUGGCAUCGCGUGCAGACCACCGCUGCUGGCCGAGGGCAAUACACAGGGUGAGAAGCAAGCAGAAUGACAGAAACCCAAGCAAACGCCUUGUCUUGGCAGACUGUCUAAUUCAGGAGAAAGGAAUUACUAGCCUUAAAUUUUAUUAACACCAAGGGUUCUCCAACAGGUUAGUGUCUUAGUUCUUUUAACCUCUUUUCUUUAUGUGUAGGAUUUUCUGUUCAUGCUACCUUGGCAGGAAGCUUAUUUACAAACCAUAUGAGGAGGCUAACUUAAAUAUAAAUAAUAUAAAGAAUUCUGUGCAAAGCAGAGCUGUAUUACAGUCCAUUCCACAGAAGGUGCACCGUAUCUGGAGGAAGCAGGUUUGGAAAGGGGCAGGGGAAGGAAGCUGCCACUCAGACACCACAGAAGGGGCAGGGGACCUGGUAAAGGACAGGCUUCUCCUUGGUGGGCUUCAGGAUUAGCCUAAAAUGUAAGUGAAAAAACACUGCCAUUCAAAAGUCAGGGAAUCCAGGGUCAGCUGGGAGUCUGGCACACAGGUGCCCCGGGAACCUCAGCAUGUCUGAGGUCUGUAGCAGCUGGAGACG
Messenger RNA from Manis javanica (Malayan pangolin), 4231 nucleotides. RefSeq names its product palladin, cytoskeletal associated protein (gene PALLD). Lineage: Eukaryota; Metazoa; Chordata; Mammalia; Pholidota; Manidae. The record is from RefSeq and is a predicted model, not a curated record.